Molecule: messenger RNA, 2551 nt
Organism: Peromyscus leucopus (white-footed mouse)
Lineage: Eukaryota; Metazoa; Chordata; Mammalia; Rodentia; Cricetidae
Gene: Scnn1b
Product: sodium channel epithelial 1 subunit beta
Exons: 13
Coding region: 114-2030 (638 amino acids)
Biological process (GO): sodium ion transmembrane transport
Cellular component (GO): membrane
Molecular function (GO): ligand-gated sodium channel activity
Source: RefSeq, a predicted model, not a curated record
CGCCUACAGCGUCCGGGCUCUACAGGUGACCCAGCGCCACAGCCACUCCGACGCCACCACCUUAGCUACCAGCACCGCAGACUCGAGCCGCAGCCUAAGCAGCAGGUGCCACCAUGCCGGUGAAGAAGUACCUGCUGAAGUGCCUGCACCGGUUGCAGAAGGGCCCGGGCUACACCUACAAGGAGCUGCUGGUCUGGUACUGCAACAACACCAACACGCACGGCCCCAAGCGCAUCAUCUGCGAAGGGCCCAAGAAGAAGGCCAUGUGGUUCCUGCUCACGCUGCUCUUCGCCUGCCUGGUGUGCUGGCAAUGGGGCGUCUUCAUCCAGACCUACCUGAGCUGGGAGGUCAGCGUCUCGCUCUCCAUGGGCUUCAAGACCAUGAACUUCCCAGCGGUCACCGUCUGCAAUUCCAGCCCCUUCCAGUACUCCAAGGUCAAGCACUUGCUGAAGGACCUGGAUGAACUGAUGGAGACUGUCUUGGACAAGAUUCUGGCUCCAGAGCCCAGUCACACCAACACCACCAGGACCCUGAACUUUGCCAUCUGGAACCACACACCCCUGGUCCUUAUUGAUGAACGGAACCCUAACCACACAGUGGUCCUCGACCUGUUUGGGGACAGCCACAACAGCAGCAGUCCAGUCCCAGGAAGUGCCUGCAAGGCCCAGGGGUGCAAGGUGGCCAUGAGGCUGUGCAGCGUCAAUGGGACUGUGUGUACCUUCCGGAACUUCACCAGUGCCACCCAGGCCGUGACUGAGUGGUAUAUCCUGCAGGCCACCAACAUCUUCUCACAAGUGCCUCGAGAGGACCUGGUGGGCAUGGGCUACGCCCCUGAUCGCAUCAUCCUAGCCUGCCUGUUUGGGACAGAGCCCUGCAGCCAUCGGAACUUCACACCUAUCUUCUACCCUGAUUAUGGCAACUGCUACAUCUUCAACUGGGGCAUGACAGAGAAGGCGCUUCCUUCUGCCAACCCUGGGACUGAAUUCGGUCUCAAGUUGACCCUGGACAUCGGCCAGGAGGACUAUGUCCCCUUCCUUGCGUCCACAGCAGGGGCCAGGCUGAUGCUGCAUGAACAGAGGACGUACCCCUUCAUCAGAGAAGAGGGCAUCUACGCUAUGGCGGGAACCGAGACGUCCAUCGGGGUGCUGGUGGACAAGCUGCAGCGCAAGGGGGAGCCCUACAGUCCAUGCACCAUGAAUGGUUCCGAUGUCGCCAUUCAGAACCUCUACAGUGACUACAACACCACGUACUCCAUCCAGGCCUGUCUUCACUCCUGUUUCCAAGACCACAUGGUCCAUAACUGCAGCUGCGGCCACUACUUGUACCCACUGCCUGCUGGGGAAAAAUACUGCAACAACAGGGACUUCCCGGACUGGGCCUACUGCUACCUAAGCCUACAGAUGAGUGUGGCCCAGAGAGAGACCUGCCUCAGCAUGUGCAAGGAGUCCUGCAAUGACACCCAGUACAAGAUGACCAUCUCCAUGGCCGACUGGCCUUCCGAGGCCUCCGAGGAUUGGAUCUUCCAUGUCCUGUCUCAGGAGCGGGACCAGAGUGCAAACAUCACCGUGAGCAGGAAGGGCGUUGUCAAGCUCAACAUCUACUUCCAAGAGUUCAACUACCGCACCAUUGAGGAGUCGCCAGCCAACAAUAUUGUGUGGCUGCUCUCUAACCUAGGGGGCCAGUUUGGCUUCUGGAUGGGGGGCUCAGUGCUGUGCCUCAUUGAGUUUGGGGAGAUCAUUAUCGACUUCAUUUGGAUCACCAUCAUCAAGCUGGUGGUCUUCUGCAAAGGCCUGCACAGGAAGCGGCCACAGGCCCCGUACACUGGCCCGCCCCCCACCGUGGCCGAGCUGGUGGAGGCCCACACCAACUUUGGCUUCCAGCCUGACACAACCAGCCACAGUCCCCACGCUGAGGUCUACCCUGACCAGCAGACUCUGCCUAUUCCGGGAACCCCACCCCCUAACUACGACUCCUUGAGGCUGCAGCCGCUGGACACCAUGGAGUCGGACAGCGAAGUUGAGGCCAUUUAGGCCCCACCCGCCCCCAGCAGCUGGUGAACUUGAAACUGAAAAGUUACAACCAUUGCCAGUGCCUCCUUUUAUUAGGCUUCAUCCAAAGAGCCAGGAACACAAGUGCCCAUGCCAGAGCCCAUGUCCCUCUAGAGCAGCCCGCAGUAACUGGUCAGCCCCAGGCUGAGGGGUCCGGACGGUCAAGAUGCUGGUACCAGUAUACUGGAGUUGUAAGCUUGCCUGGCUUCUGCCCACACUUCCCACAGUCUUUGCUCUGUGUUGCCUUUUGGCCUAGUAGACAGGUUCCAGAGAGCCCUGGAGUCCCUCUCCUGGGGGUAGGGCCACUUCCUCUGUGUAUGUCACCACCUCAGUCCUCCAGAAUCAGUGACCUUGCCCUAGUCGGCACUGGCCGUCCUGUUAAAAGACCAGGCUGGGGUGAGUGGGGUGGGAGGUGCUACAGAUCAUGGGGAGGGGGCAUCGGGUAGGAAGGCUUGUCAGGGGAGCACACGCUUUGUUUAGAAAAUAAAGACAGAAAACACGGA